Didymodactylos carnosus is the source of this 552-nucleotide messenger RNA. Lineage: Eukaryota; Metazoa; Rotifera; Eurotatoria; Philodinida; Philodinidae. The record is from the annotation of a GenBank genome assembly.
AUGUUUAACUCAGCUCUACAAAUGAUGGCAAGCACAUCUGGUAUUACAACACUGUGGCCCUCAAAAAGUGACUUGAACGAAAAUGAAUAUAAUCGAACAGAAAACGCUGUGCUUUUAGACGCAAAAGUACGCUUACAGUGCAAAGUUGGUGCACUUUUAUAUGAAGUUUGCCAGCAAGGAACGGGAGCUCUCAAUCCGAAAGAUUAUUUUAAAGACAUGAAAGUAUUAGAUCCUACCUUUAUUACUGGUGUUCAACAAGAUUCCGAUGAAUUGCUGAAAAAGUUGUUUCCUAAACUCAUUGAAGAUGGUGUCAGUUGCGCCAGAUGCAAACGACAUAUCGCACAAAGAUCGUCUAAUUCUUCUGAUGUACUUCAGAAUUUGUCUACUAUCGAUCGCGUAUUUGGAUUACAGUUAAACAGCGCGCUAAUAUGUGAAGGUGACUUAAUUGCCGAUAUGUUUGUAACUCUAACAUCGAAAACAGAUGCAGAACCUCGUUCAGUCUCAACUAACAUGGUUGAAGAACACGGGGUAUUUCUACCAUCAACAAAUUAA